Messenger RNA from Pygocentrus nattereri (red-bellied piranha), 2360 nucleotides. Its product is annotated as prolactin receptor-like. The transcript has 9 exons. The record is from RefSeq and is a predicted model, not a curated record. Bases 601 to 2190 code for a protein of 529 amino acids. Gene Ontology annotation, molecular function: protein binding. NCBI's taxonomy places the organism in Eukaryota, Metazoa, Chordata, Actinopteri, Characiformes, Serrasalmidae.
CUCGUGGCGAUAAUGAACCGAAUUCCACUGUAAGCGGAGGCGAUGGGGAGAAAUGUGGGAAUCAGUGGAUCGCUGAGUCGGACCUUCGAUUCAUUCAAUCUGACCUGUUCGAAAGACUCGGUUCACUAAACUGAGUCGAAACGAAACGUCUCUACGCCCUCGUCGUCGUUCAGACAGCAGGGCUUUCAACACCGGCACCGAGCUGACGCCGAGUCAGGUGUCGCGCGAGAGGCGAAUCUUCUUUUACCGCCACCGGCUCGCGGCCGCUGUCAGGCAGAGGCGAUGAGGAGGUGACACUUUGGACCUUCACGGUGUCACGCGCAGUUGUUUAUUUGUUUGUAUGUCUGUUUCACUCAUUCGUGACGCCGCGGAGGGAUUUUUACCUUUUGCGGCGAGUUCCGCCUCUCUCUCUCUCUCUCUCUCUCUCUCUCUCUCUCCCGGAGCUAAACCUGCGGGGAAACCUUACAGCUUAGAAGCCAGAAUAAAUCUGAUGGUGGCGGAGGAGGCGAGUGGACCCUGUGAGGACCUGAAGGGAAGAGUCCCGACGGCUCUGUGACGCUCUGGCUCCGGCAGGGCUGCUGGACUGGUGAUUAAGGAGCAAUGCUGCGGCUCUUGUUCGUGUCACUUUGCUGGUCCACCAUCACCGGAGCUCCCCAGGAGACUUCACACUCUGCAGCCCACAAGGGAGAUGCCACAAGGCCGUACAUCCAUUACUGCCGCUCUCCAAGCAUGGAGACCUUUACUUGCUGGUGGCAUCCCCUUGACAACGGUUCCCAGGGUGAUGACAACGUCACCUAUAGCCUCUUGUACACCAUUGGUAAGGGGCCUCCGAAAGAGUGUCCGGACUAUGUGAGUGGAGGACCAAACAGCUGUUACUUUGACAUGGAGCACACACUGAUUUGGGAGGUUUACUGCAUGAAUGUGACGGCACACAGCCACAGAAAAGCCUUCACCUCACAGGAGCACUGCUUAGACGUGGCUGAUAUUGUGGAGAUCGACCCUCCUUUUAAUCUCACCUACACUUUGAUGAACAUAAGCAAUGAUGAAUCAGGUCGCACCGCACUGGUGUCCUGGCAGUACCCCAUCGCCCAGCAGGUCCACAUAGGGUGGAUUACACUCAUCUACGAGCUGCGUUUCAGGCCACUGUCUGAGCCCAAUAACUGGAAGGUCAAAGAGCGGCUACGUGAGCCUCAUCUGGAACUGCUGGACUUGCCGGUGGGGAGUUACGAGGUGCAGGUGCGCUGCCGCUCAAAAAAUAACAACCUCUGGAGCAAAUGGAGCUCACCUCUUACCAUCAUUAUUCCUGCCAGACGCCUGCCAGACCGUAUGUUGUAUGCCCUCAUUCUUGUGACCGGCAUUGGCGUCACGACUCUGCUCAUCAUUGGCUUUGGGGUCAUUCCGCAGGGAAAGAGGAUUAAAGCUUUUCUCCUGCCGCCCAUCCCCAAACCGCGCAUCAGAGGAAUCGAUCCCACUCUUCUGAAGAAGGGGAAAAUGGAUGAGAUUAAUCGUCACUUCUCCUCCCUACAUGGCUAUAAACCUCCUCAGUACUGUGAAGAGACGUGGUAUCAGGUCAGCAUGGACGAGGGUCUCUCUCUGUCUCAGCCGAGCCCACCAUCCAACCCCAAAGAGGAGCGACUUGGUAACAGUACCUCCAGCACCCUGAGCCCUGCCUGCCCUGACGCUACUCAGCAACUACUUCACACCACCAAUAGCCCCGCCCCCUACUGCCAGGGUCCUGCUGUCUAUGGAGAAGGCCCCACCUACUAUAGCGAAGAGGCUUUGGAGGUGGGGCUGCCUCCAGAGAGCCAGUCAUGGGUGUGGCCGGCAUCAAGCCAUGCCCAACCAGAGCUGGUGUCAUUUCCAGGUAUGGACUACAGCAUGAUUCUAAACCCGGCCCCUUUAACCAGCACUGCUCCAUCCACCUGUCAUGACUUCUACACUUGUGUCAAUGGAGUGACUCCUAGCGGGGCCGUCCAUUUGGUCCCCUGUGUUUCAAACCCGCUCAAGAGCUCCCCCUAUCUUCAGCUGAGGGAGGACAAGGAGGAGGACUCCGAGAAGAGCAGCCAGUUAGUAGUCUACUUAGAGAAACAGGCAGAAGCUCCAGGCAGCAGUACUGGGGCAACAACGGGGGAAACGGAGCAGAGUGAAUUUGCUGUGCCUUUAUUACCCCACCUGACAGAGAGGAGCUAAGUAGUGUGCAAAUACAACACACAAAUGAGGACAGUGUGUACACUAAAGAACUUUAUAUACACUUGCAAAGUACAAUCAUGCCUACUGAUGUAAUAUUACCUGCAGUACAAAACUAAUCAUUCACAUACAUUCAUGCACUGAAGAAAAGUGAUAUAUUCAAGCUAUUUGAU